Molecule: messenger RNA, 3221 nt
Organism: Hipposideros armiger (great roundleaf bat)
Lineage: Eukaryota; Metazoa; Chordata; Mammalia; Chiroptera; Hipposideridae
Gene: ZNF189
Product: zinc finger protein 189
Exons: 3
Coding region: 332-2212 (626 amino acids)
Biological process (GO): regulation of transcription by RNA polymerase II
Cellular component (GO): nucleus
Molecular function (GO): RNA polymerase II cis-regulatory region sequence-specific DNA binding; DNA-binding transcription activator activity, RNA polymerase II-specific
Source: RefSeq, a predicted model, not a curated record
GUCCCGAGAAGGUUCCGGGUGACGCCUUCUGGUCCGGGGGUGGGCGGUUAAAGCGCUCCUUGGCUGAAAGGAGGAGGAACUGGCAACGGGGAGGAGGCUGUAGCAAGGCCUGGAAGGCUGCGCAGUCAGGCAGGGGUUGGGGAGCGGCCAUGGAGCGCGUCUGAUAUGCUGCUGGGGUCGUGACCGCUCGAGGACGGAGGCAGGACCUGGCCAGACCCAGCCUGGAGGCCUCGCCUUCGUUAGGCCUCAUCUCCGACGGUCGGGUAGGCCUCACGAGAGGCUCCUUUCCGUGUGGCCGCCUAAGGUUCCUGCCCUGAUUUCUGUCCAGGAGAUGGCCUCCCCGAGCCCCCCGUUGGAGCCAAAGGGGUUGCUGACAUUUGAGGAUGUGGCUGUGUUUUUUACCCAGGAGGAGUGGGAUUAUCUGGAUCCAGCUCAGAGAAGCUUGUAUAAAGAUGUCAUGAUGGAGAAUUAUGGAAACCUGGUCUCCCUGGAUGUUUUGAACAGAGAUAAGGAUGAGGAGCCAACUGUGAAACAAGAAAUUGAGGAAAUUGAGGACAAAGUGGAAUCACAGGGUAUAAUAGUUACAAGAAUCAAAAGUGAAAUUGACCAGGACCCCAUGCAUAGAGAAACCUUUGAACUUGUUGGUAGGUUAGAUAAACAGAGAGGAAUCUUCUUAUGGGAAAUACCAAGGGAAUCUUUGACCCAGGAACAGAGAAUGUUCAGAGGAAACACUAACAUUAUUCGUAAGAGACCUAACUCAGAAGAGAAAUGCCAUAAAUGUGAAGAAUGUGGAAAGGGUUUUGUUCGCAAGGCCCAUUUUAUUCAACAUCAAAGAGUUCAUACUGGUGAGAAACCUUUUCAAUGCAGUGAAUGUGGGAAAAGUUUUAGUCGCAGUUCAUUUGUUAUUGAACAUCAGAGAAUUCACACUGGGGAAAGGCCCUAUGAGUGUAAUUACUGUGGGAAAACCUUUAGUGUGAGUUCAACCCUUAUUAGACAUCAGAGAAUCCAUACUGGAGAGAGACCCUAUCAGUGUAAUCAGUGUAAACAGAGCUUCAGUCAGAGAAGGAGCCUUGUUAAACAUCAAAGGAUUCACACAGGUGAGAAACCCCAUAAAUGUAGUGACUGUGGAAAAGCCUUCAGUUGGAAGUCACACCUUAUUGAGCAUCAAAGAACUCACACUGGUGAGAAACCCUACCACUGUACCAAAUGUAAGAAAAGCUUUAGUCGAAAUUCAUUACUUGUUGAACAUCAGAGAAUUCACACUGGAGAAAGACCCCAUAAAUGUGGUGAAUGUGGGAAAGCCUUUAGAUUAAGUACAUACCUUAUACAACACCAAAAAAUCCACACUGGUGAGAAACCUUUCCUUUGUAUUGAAUGUGGGAAAAGCUUCAGUCGGAGCUCUUUCCUUAUUGAACAUCAGAGGAUCCACACAGGUGAGAGACCUUAUCAGUGCAAAGAGUGCGGAAAAAGCUUCAGUCAACUGUGCAACCUUACUCGUCAUCAGAGAAUUCACACAGGAGACAAACCCCAUAAGUGUGAGGAAUGUGGAAAAGCCUUUAGUAGAAGCUCAGGUCUUAUUCAGCAUCAGAGAAUCCACACCAGAGAGAAGACUUAUUCAUACAAUGACACUAAGGAAAGUUUUGAUCCAAAUUGCAGUCUUGUUAUACAACAGGAAGUCUUCCCUAAGGAAAAAUCUUAUAAAUGUGAUGAAUGUGGGAAAACUUUUAGUGUCAGUGCUCAUCUUGUACAACAUCAAAGAAUCCACACUGGUGAAAAGCCCUACCUGUGUACUGUAUGUGGGAAAAGCUUCAGUCGGAGCUCAUUUCUUAUUGAACAUCAGAGAAUCCACACUGGUGAGAGACCCUAUCUGUGCAGACAGUGUGGCAAAAGCUUUAGUCAACUUUGUAAUCUUAUUCGACAUCAGGGUGUUCACACAGGUAAUAAACCCCACAAAUGUGAUGAAUGUGGUAAGGCCUUCAGUCGGAACUCAGGCCUUAUUCAGCAUCAAAGAAUACACACAGGAGAAAAGCCUUAUAAGUGUGAUAAGUGCGACAAAAGUUUUAGUCAACAGCGCAGCCUUGUCAACCAUCAGAAGAUCCAUGCAGAGGUGAAAACCCAAGAAACCCAUGAAUGUGAUGCUUGUGGCGAAGCCUUCAAUUGCCGCAUGUCUCUUAUUCAGCACCAAAAAUUGCACACUACUUGGAUGCAGUAAACCUAGAGAAGUAUUUAAGCUUACUUUGAGCUACCCAAGUGCAGUUUCAGUGUUGCUCAACAUGAGUCAGAUUUAAUGGUAAAGCAAAUUCUCCUUGGCCUCAGGCAAAGGUUUCUAAAGAUUCCAUGAAUAGCUGCCCACAGGCAUUUGAAGCCUUCCAUUACUCUUUGUUUUGGCGAUCAUAGAGAAACUCUAAUCAUAUUUUCAAAAUAAAUCAGCAGAGAGGUUAAAUGCAGGCUCAGAGUACCUGGUUAUAAUUAAUAAAGAGAAUGACAAAGUUGCAUUGGUACAAAGGAGCUGGAAGCAGCUGAUGUUAGAAAACUGGAAUAAUAGUUCAGAGUCCUCUGCCACCAUCUUAUGUGGUGGUUCUUUCAUUUCCAUAAUGUGUUUGGCUAUGCAUGCCAAAGUCCAGUCAUUGAGCAUAUGAUGAAGUUUUCAAGGAAACAGCCCAGAUUUUUUUUUUUCCUUUUGAAACUGGUAUCCAGAGUAUUUAUGUUGUUUCAGCCAGUUGUUUGGCACUUGAGUUAAAGGAAGCAGUUCCAAUGCCUUGCGGUUCCCAGAUCUGUGAAAUGAGUGGACCAGUAAUUUUACAUGUAAAGAUUAUGUGAGUAACAAACCUAGCAAAGGUGUUACCAAGGAACUUUUGGGAGUGCCUUUUAUUAUUUUUUUUUCCCUAGAUGGGCCCAAAAAAGUGGAGGAAGACACUUCUUUUGUGCUCUCCUAUCUAUGAAAGAUAUUUGUAGCCCUAUACAAAUAAUCUUAUUCCUUCACUACCAGUAGCAUGUGAAAGUGUACAUAUUUUGAUUGUUAAGAAUUGGAAAUAAAAAGACCUGGAGUCUGUUAGGAAGCUGAGAUAUUUUGGUAUUGCUUUGGUUUUUAUGGUAAUUAGACUUUGCAUGCCAUUUUAAAAUCCUUAUUUCUGGUUCUAGGGCUUCCCUUAGUUAAUGGUUAUUAUAAACCUGUUGAUUCCUCUGUUCUAGUCAUUAAACCUAUUUUGUUUUUUGCUUUG